Messenger RNA from Actinia tenebrosa (Australian red waratah sea anemone), 3474 nucleotides. RefSeq lists its product as uncharacterized. The record is from RefSeq and is a predicted model, not a curated record. NCBI's taxonomy places the organism in Eukaryota, Metazoa, Cnidaria, Anthozoa, Actiniaria, Actiniidae.
AUGGCAAAGGCUCUGAUAAUAGCGGUUAUCUUGGUAACAUUCUUUACGGAGUAUUCUCUCUGUAGAAAAGAAAGGAAAAAUAGUGAGAUGGGAAAUGUUCAGCGAGUAGACAACCAAGCCAGUGACGAAGAACCGAGUAAAUAUUUUACUCCUAACGAAACUCUGGAAAAGAAACAAAAACAGUCCUUCAGUCCUACCGCCCAGGAUGACAAGACUGCGACGUCAACCGAAGCAAGAUUAUCAUCGGACAAGAGAAAGGAUCUGCUUGGAAAAGUCAUUAAUAAACCUAGGAAUCCAGAAGCAAAGUCAGUCGUUCGUCAGGAUGUAACGGCGUCGAAAAGGGUGGCUCCGGCUGCAGCAGGCUUGCUAACAAAAAUCGCGGGAAACGAGCAAGUCCAAAAGGCUGUACUCGAAAAGGGGAUUGAAGUGGCGGGAAAACUGGUUGAUAAACAACUAAAAAACAUCGAAGAAGCGCAGGAAAAAGCUUCAGAUUUUCUUAAGAAAGAAAUCAAAUUAGACAUCACCCCAGACAAGGCAUGGGCGACUGAAGAUAUGUUUAUUCCACCGGGUUAUCACAUCAAUGCUAAAGUUGAAGGCGGAAAAAAAUCUGACGAGUCUAAUGACCCACAGCCCUACACCUACCCAGCAGGCAUGGGGAGUAUGAUCAUGAAUGGUUGCUGGGGAACUGGUUACCAGCAGGGAGACCCUUGUUUUAAGUCUCUUAAAGCAGCRAAACUAUGCAAGAACAUGAUUGAUGGUGCUGCAUUUAUUGGUGUUGGUUUUGAUGGUCGUGGUCAAUACAGCCCUGAGUCCAGGAAGAUGAGUAUCAUCCAGAGAAGCUGUGGUGGACAUUCAUCUUAUGAUGAYCUUCAAGUGCCAGACACGAUGAACGUGCACGGGAUCUAUGACACUACAGCAAGUAUGACCGUAUUUACGUCACGAUCUGAGUAUCAAAAGUAUUUACAAAAUGAAGCAGSAGUGUCAGGUUCCGUUUUGGGGUUCUACGCUGGCGUCAAGAGUGCUUGGGGAAGCUCCGAAAGCGGCGCAAAACAAACUAAUCUUGCCAUCUUUGAUAUCGAUGUGGACAGAUACGAGAUCUUUCAAGACGAAGUCAAGCCACAGGAUUUGAGCAGAAACUUCUUGAGAGAGUUCGUUGGUCUUCCACUUUCGUAUUUUGCCCCUGGUGCUCCAGCUAAAUUUCAGGACUUUAUUCUCCGGUGGGGAACUCACUACAUCAAGUCUGCCAGGUUUGGUGGUCAACUGGAACUGCGGAAGACACAAUUGGCAAGCAUGACCGCCAGCAAGGAAGAAUUUGCCGAAGAGAGCGAAACUGAAUUCAAAAGUCUGUUUUGGAGUGCAGGAGCAAAAUCAAGCACCAAAUCUGGCAGCUCGUCCAAGUCACAGCAGAGCUACACGUCGUCAUCUGUAGUUGUGCAAGGAGGAAGUCAGAGAAUAGCAGCGGUUAUUUCUGAUAUGUAUUCACCUACUUUUAAGACCCAGUUUACGGAAUGGCUGGAGAGCAUACCCACCUAUCCCAAGGCCUUCAAGUUCCUCAUGGGAUCUAUCACUGAUCUGGUGGAUUUUCGUGCCAACGACUUGUUUCCAGAGGAAAACAUAGACUGGGGUUGCGAAAAGAAUAAAUUGAAUCUUACACUAGACGAAAAAUCUCAAAAAAGUUACUAUGUUUACAACAACAAGCGUGUUUACUGUGAGUUUGCCAGUCGGGAGGAGAUGGACUAUAGCUUGAAACGCAAACGCGUGAGCUUAAAGAGGGCGAUUGAAGUGUACAUGGAAGAGGGUGCAAUGUCUAUAUCAGACGUCAGUCUUCCUGCUGGAAAAGCUGGUUGUGAAAGUAAUGAUCCAAGAUAUCAGUCGGCAACCAAGAGGCCAUCUUGGGAGGAGAUKACAACUCAACGKAAACGUUUUACUGUAAUCUUCGACAUGUUGAAAGAUAUGAAGGGGGCUGUUGAYGAUGGUAUUGACAUUCCUAAAUCCAUGUCAAGAAGUGUUCAAUACAGUGAAGAGCAAUGGUACACGGCAGACGAAGAUGGAGACUUUCACAUGUACGAUGGCUUCAGCAAUGGUGGUAGCGGUAAUCUUGAAAACAAAAAAAUUUCUAUAUUUGGACUUGUCUUGACUUAUAACGAGGCCAAGGGUAGUCUCAUUUUAGACAGUGCAGACUAUGCAGAAUCCAAAAAGUACUUUCCCGGACUAAGCGAACUUUUAAAGKGWRCUCURUAYGUAGUUUUCUCGGCGGUUCCCAGUAACAAGGACACGUGGUAUUACCUUGAGAUUUCACCAUUUGGAGUUGGUAUCUACAAGUCUCAACAGCUCAAGGUAUCUACUGUCAAUACCAAUGCUGUAGCCUUAGGAGACGCCCUCUUGUACCAGUCAUACUUUGUCUGUGUUACUGAGUCACCAACAAGUACCGUCAUUGAGUAUGGCAAGUCCCAGGGCACCACCGACAGUGGWGAUGUCUACUUGACAAUGAUUGAUCACGAUAAACCGAUUCAUGCUCGCUUUUAUUCCUUUGCUAAUGGCGAAGAACCAGCACAAGUUGUGGAUUCCCAUGUGAUAUCGCGUAGAUUAACCACAGCAGAAUGUAAAGGAGAUACGUACAGAGAUAAGGAGGAGCCAAACUGUGUACAGAAAUGUCACGAAGCUUGUGCCCCUUUAGCAGGCUGUCAGUACACGUCGCAAGGUAAGCCAAAGGCAUCUGAAUGUAACGAGUGUCGAUAUGCAAGAGAUCGGAAUGGCGUCUGCGUGGAUCAGUGUCCCGCUGAAGAGAAACCAAACAAGGACAAAUAUUGCACCAUUUCGUAUGAUUUGAGUUUCAAACCUAAUACGAAGACCGAACAAUCUGUACUUAGUGGUUUCCCGACGAUGAACGAGUUAACUCUAUGUUUCUGGGCGAAAUUCGGAAAUAUUAAACCAUUCUUUAGGUAUAAUGUAUUAGAGUAUAUCAACAACAACGCAGAUAAAGAUCGGUUCCAUUUGCAAAUCCAAGGAGGUGAAGAAGAGGAUAAAGUUAUUGUUUAUUUUUCAGUGACCAAGACAAGCAAUGAGGAKGAAGGACGAGGUGUAGAAUUCGACAACAAAGACAACGGAUGGCACCAUUACUGCGUAACUCGAGACAGCAACUCAGGGAAAACGAAUGUUUAUGGUGAUGGCAUUAACUCCCACAAGGAUCCAUCCCUUGAAUUCCUAGUUCCAAGAAAAGUACCACAGGCAGGAGGAGAGAUGCAUUUGGGAGGAUUUCAGAAAACAAACUUCAAAGGAGUCAUAUCAGAUCUCAAUAUCUGGGAUAGAAUGUUAACGGAGGAUGAAAUUGCUAAAAUGUCUCAGUCGUGUGAUGGCAGUAAUCGAGGGAAUGUGAAGGACUGGAGUGAUAUCAAAAAUGAGCUCACACCCAGUCACUAUACUGUCACCAAACCUUCCACAUGUAAGGCUAAAAAACGGGUUGAUAAGGAAUGA